Messenger RNA from Phytophthora sojae, 1035 nucleotides. RefSeq names its product G-protein beta subunit. Gene Ontology annotation, molecular function: signaling receptor complex adaptor activity; protein binding. Gene Ontology annotation, biological process: G protein-coupled receptor signaling pathway. Gene Ontology annotation, cellular component: cytoplasm; heterotrimeric G-protein complex. The transcript has a single exon. Bases 1 to 1035 code for a protein of 344 amino acids. The record is from RefSeq and is a predicted model, not a curated record. NCBI's taxonomy places the organism in Eukaryota, Oomycota, Peronosporomycetes, Peronosporales, Peronosporaceae.
AUGGCCGACGCCGCCGAGCUCAAGAAGAAGUGCGAGAGCCUCAAGGAGACGAUCGAGAAGACGCGCGAGGUCAAGGCCGACGGCGGCUUCCAGAGCGCCAACGCCAGCGCCGGCGCCAAGCCGAUUCCGGCCCCGCCCAAGUGCCGCAGGCUGCUCAAGGGCCACUUCGGCAAGAUCUACGCCAUGCAGUGGGGCGGCGACAGCUCGAGCCUCGUGUCGGCGUCGCAGGACGGCAAGCUCAUCGUCUGGAACGCGCAGACGACCAACAAGAUCCAGGCCAUCCCGCUGCGCUCGAGCUGGGUCAUGACCUGCGCCUUCGAGCAGAAGCAGCGCAACAUGGUGGCCUGCGGGGGGCUCGAUAACCUCUGCAGCAUCUUCCACCUGUCGCAGGCGCAGGUCAUGCGCGCCACCAAGGAGCUGGCGGCCCACGACGGCUACCUCAGCUGCUGCAGGUUCAUCGACGAGGCCAGCAUCGUCACGAGCUCCGGCGACUCCAACUGCAUCCUCUGGGACGUCGAGAGCGGGGAGGUCAAGACCACCUUCCGCGAACACUCGGGCGACGUCAUGUCCGUGAGCAUCAACCCGCACAACCCGAGCAUGUUCAUCUCGGGCUCGUGCGACUCCACGGCCAAGGUCUGGGAUAUCCGCACGGGCAAGACCACGCACACGUUCCAGGGCCACGAGUCCGACAUCAACUCGGUCGACUUCUUCCCGAGUGGCAACGCGCUGGGCACGGGCUCGGACGACUCGAGCUGCCGCCUCUUCGACCUCCGCGCGUACGGCGAGCUCAACAACUUCAGCAACGACAAGAUCCUGUGCGGCAUCACGUCCGUGAGCUUCUCCAAGUCGGGCCGCUUCCUCUUCGCCGGCUACGACGACUACAACUGCUACUGCUGGGACGUGCUCAGCACCACGGGCUCACACAUCUAUCAGCUCGCCGGACACGAGAACCGUGUAUCUUGCCUCGGCGUCAACCCGGCCGGCCAGGCACUGUGCACAGGCAGCUGGGACACGCUACUCAAGAUCUGGGCUUAA